Molecule: messenger RNA, 3467 nt
Organism: Dendronephthya gigantea
Lineage: Eukaryota; Metazoa; Cnidaria; Anthozoa; Malacalcyonacea; Nephtheidae
Exons: 5
Coding region: 299-2440 (713 amino acids)
Molecular function (GO): ubiquitin-protein transferase activity
Source: RefSeq, a predicted model, not a curated record
AUUUAAAACUUAUCUUACAAAAACUACACCUUUUCAAAGAGAAUAAUAUACUUUUUUGGGAACAAUAGUUGUUAUAUUUUAAAACUAUCCAACACGCAAAAGACUUGUUCCUUUUAAUAACACUUCUUUUUUAAUUUGAUCGCGGGCUCAGAAAAGGCUCACGCUUUGAUCGUGGGCCACUGUGUCGUGGGCGCAUGUGGAAAAAUUUGUAAAUUACUUACCUUCAUGUAUUUCUUCAUUUACAUAAAACGUUUUCGAAGUUUUACAUUCUUAUAGUUUUAAACUUUAAAUAAAAAACAUGGCCGAGGAACUAAUGAACCGAUUAAUUAAUGCUGUUGAUAAUCUAAGAGAGGGAAGUCAACUCCGAAAUCAAAAUAACAACAAUAACAAUCAAGAGUUAAGAGGUAAUGGACAGACCAUAGAAAAUACAAUGAGGCGCCUCUAUCCAAGCACUGAUUCUGACCGGAGCUAUGUACCUAGUGUUAGAAACUUCGAGCCAUCGACCAACUAUCGACCGAAGAAAGGAAAGAAGAACCUGGGUAAAAAGAGAAAGCAGAUCGAUAAUUCUGCUGAUAAAGGGAAUUCCAACAAAGAAAAACCUGUUUUGCGCGAUGUGAUUCUUUUGCCAUCGCCGAAAAUCGUUGAUGUGCCACGUGGGUUGAAGCGGGAGAAAUUGUAUACGCAAGGAUGUUGUAUUUCUGCUUUUGAAAUCUGCGAUAGCCACUCUGAAAAGGAAAUCAGAAAUAAAAUGAUCACUGCAUUUGGUGAAAAGUUGAAAGGUUUGCCAGAUCCAAAAUUCAAAUUUGUUAGAGCAGUUGGAAACAAAAUAGUUGAUCCCUCGUGUGAAACAUACACCGGAAAAGUCUUAAAAUACUUAAACAAGCAGGGACCAAUAUAUGUUCGUGCUGUGUCAGCAAUUUUUCAAGAGGACUUGAGCAAUCCGUGGAGCGAUGAUGACUCAAGUAUUGCAGACCAAGUGGAGGAUUUGCCAUUGGAAAGUAGUGAUGACGAAGUUCUGCUUGUGCAUGCAUUCCAACAGAGUAAGAAAGAUAACACUAAGGCUAAAGUUCAUGAUAGUGACCAAGGUGAAGCAAGUACCUCUGGUGUCACCGCAAAAAAAAGCAAGUGCCCCACAUGCUACAGAAGUUUCCCUUUAACUGAGAUUGCAGAACAUGCUGACACUUGUGCAGAAUUAGCAGAUGGCUUUUCCUCCAGCAGGCAAACAUAUGGAGAUUUACUAAUGGAAUUUCCAUGUGAUGACAUUAUUGAUGUGGAUGCAGAAACAAGUUGUGUUGCUGAAGAAGUGCCAAAGAAUGAUCAAAUUAAUCUUCAGGAGUGUUUAGAAGCUCUCCAGAAGAAUAUUCAUGAAGCAAGAAGUACCAUAUAUGUUCGUCGCAAACUGCUAUGGGAAGAUUAUGUAGAUGCUAACAAUCACAACAAGUGGUUUAAUCCUCAAAAUUCUCUCAAGGUCAACUUCAUUGGGGAGAAGGCUGUGGAUGGUGGAGGACCGAAACGAGAAUUUUUUUGCGAAACCAUGAAACAAAUGGAAAUUCGCUUGUUCAGUGAUGGAAUUCCAGUUAAAAGCACAAUGGCUCUAACUGAGGGACACUUCAAAGUUGCAGGUCUACUGAUGGCCUCAAGUGUUCUGCAAGGUGGUCCAGCUCCUAACUUUUUAGCCAAUUGGGUGUAUCAGUUUAUUUCAGGUGGCCUUGAUGCAGUGACCAUUCAAGUCAAUGAUGUAAAAAGAGAUUCUCUUAAAGUUGCAGUAGAAAAGAUUGCAAUUGCCACAUCUGAUAGUGAGCUGCAAGAAAUUCUGCUCGGAGAUGAAGUGAUGGCUGAGUUAGAUAGAAUAGGUUAUAGAAGAAUUCCAACCAGAGAAAGUGUUAAGAACAAGGAAAAUCUAAUAAGAUGCAUUUGUGUGAAUGAGGCUGUGGUCCCAAAGAUACCAAUGCUUAACCAAUUAGGAGAAGGUUUGGAACAGUAUGGGCUGUUACAUGAAAUUCGAAAAUACCCAGAAUUAUUCAAACCAAUAUUUACAGCAAAUAGCAGCUUUGAUAUCACAGCUGAUGACCUCAUCCAGCGAUUAGUUGUACAUUUUAGUGAACAACAGCUUUUGAAAUCAAAAGAACAGGACAUAUUCAAAUACUUUACAGAUUUCAUCCAGACUUUGUACUAUGAAGGUAUAUGUGAGGCUCCAGACUUGAAACUGAAGGAUGUGUUGAAAUUUAUUACUGGUUGUGAAUCUAUUCCACCCAUUGGUUUUCCUUGCUCUCUUAAUGUCCAUUUCAGGCAUGAUUGCCCCAGUGGUUGCAAGUGUAGACCAACAGCAUCUACUUGUGCUUUGGUGAUAAUACUACCAAUUCAUUCAUGCUCAUCUCAAGAACUUGGUGACCUUCUUAUCUCUGCCCUGUGCGACUGUUGUGGCUUUGGAAAUCUUUAGAUUCCUGCUGAAUUGCAAUCUAACUUUAUUAACAGCUGGCUUGAAAAUUGUAACAAGAAUAAUAAAAGCAUGACAUUUGGCAAAUUUUUGGGGAGCUGGCAAAAUAGCAUUGUUCUAAAUGUCAUGCAAAGGAAUUUUUUUUAUUUAUGCAUCUUUGUUAUAGCUAAUGAGUUGCUGGAAAAAUAUAUUAAAGUUGCUGAUUUACUGAACUAAUUUUCCCAAGGCAUUUUGUAUACCUGCACUGACUGCACAUGCUUAUGAUUCUUAAGUCAAUACUGCCUAAAUAUUGCAAGCAUUGCCAAAUGUUAUGCUUUUAUUAGGGGUGACAUCCAUACUUGUACUGCACCUACCCAUGGUAGUAGCAUGGUAGUAUGAGUGUAGAUGUCACCCUCAUUCAGUUUUAAAUUUCAUACUAAGUUAUUAAGUUACUAAACAAAUGGCAACUAUUGUUUAUUAAUGUUAUUGUUGGUGUUCAUUUGUGCAUGUCUUUACUGCACAUUUUAUGUUUCAGUUGUUUAUAUUUACAAAAGGUCUUUUCUCUAAGAUUGACAACUGUUGUCUAUUCAAGGAGUAUUCCUAUUACCAUGUUGUGUUUAGAGUUCAGACAGAGCCAAAUACAUUUCAUGUGUCAGCUUAACUAAAUGGCUUGCUUGCUUCUGUUUGCCUAUUUCCAAUAUGUAUUUCUCAUAAAGCAAUAUUCUUGUCACUAAUCUAUUUCUUGUUGGAACUCUUCUACAAGGUUUAUAGAUCUCUUAUACAGGGUGAUUCCAAAGUUUCCAUCCUCAUUUAGAGGGUCUACAUGACUGUGGAGGAAUACUUCCUCUUCCUCAGAGAGUUCAACAAGAGAUCUUGGUACAACCACAUGAUUAUUUGUUUGCAAUUGUGGGGUAGGCCCAUCAUCAUCCACACCAUACUCAUUGAAGUUGACUGUUUCAAAAUCCAAAACAUCUCGAACUGCUCUGUAGUCAGACUCAGCAAAUUCAUAAAAACCUGCUGUCCAAAGUUGUAAUGGACUCUGAUUUCCCUC